UGUUUGUAAUAAAAGAAUUUUAUCAGGAUCCUAUGCAUUUUCACAGGAAACUGCAGCGUGUGUAGUUAUACUUAUACAUCCAACCAUUAAACUAUAUUAAAUUUAAUUGAAAUAUGAUCAUUUUUAUCAUAUAACGAAAUGAAUUGAAUGAGUGAGAUCAAUGCAGUGACGAUUGUAACUCAUAUUUAAGUUUAGAUUGGUAGAGAGUGAUAGAAUGAGUGAGUGGCACAAAUGAAUUUUGAACGUGUUCCAUUGCUUGUAUUUUAGCCAUACUUUUUUCAUUCCCUUUUAUUAAUUCCAUUGCAAUUAUUACAAGAUAUCUCAGAUAGGCCCGCAGCCUCAACAGUUUCAUAGUUCCAUGUCAAUAAUAAAUACCAGCUGCUAUCGCUGCAUUUCUGAAGCAACUUCGAAAGAAGCCCAAGACUAAAUAGUGCUAAGAACUCUAAUGGUGGACAAGAUGAAUAUGCUGAUAUUCAAGUCCCUUCAGAUUUCUUUGCUGCUAGUUUUCUCUAUCAGAAACACCACAGCAGAAAAGAAAACCCAUCACACAAAACACACAUACAUAAUUCACAUGGACAAGUUCAACAUGCCAGAGAGUUUUAACGACCAUCUCCUCUGGUUUGAUUCAUCACUAAAAUCAGUAUCAGACUCAGCAGAGAUGCUCUACACAUAUAAAAAAGUAGCUCAUGGCUUCUCUACAAGGCUAACUACGCAAGAAGCAGAGUUGCUCUCAAAGCAACCUGGUGUUCUCUCCGUCAUCCCGGAAGUUAGAUAUGAUCUUCACACAACUCGAACACCAGAGUUUCUGGGGUUGGCCAAAUACAGCACUCUUUCACUGGCCUCUGGCAAACAAAGCGAUGUGAUUGUCGGAGUGCUAGACACUGGUGUGUGGCCUGAACUAAAGAGCUUCGACGACACCGGACUGGGGCCAGUACCUAGUAGCUGGAAAGGUGAGUGUGAGAGAGGUAAGAAUUUCAACCCAUCAAACUGUAAUAAGAAACUUGUUGGUGCAAGGUUUUUCUCGAGGGGCUACGAGGCAGCCUUUGGACCCAUCGACGAAAAGACGGAAUCAAAGUCACCAAGGGAUGAUGAUGGCCACGGAAGUCACACCUCAACAACGGCAGCAGGUUCUGCAGUUGUAGGAGCAAGCCUCUUUGGUUUUGCUAAUGGGACAGCAAGAGGCAUGGCCACACAAGCCAGACUUGCAACUUACAAAGUGUGUUGGCUUGGAGGGUGCUUUACAUCAGACAUAGCUGCUGGAAUUGACAAGGCCAUUGAAGAUGGUGUCAACAUCCUUUCCAUGUCAAUUGGGGGAGGUUUGAUGGAUUACUACAAAGACACUAUUGCAAUUGGAACUUUUGCGGCCACUGCCCAUGGAAUACUGGUUUCCAAUUCAGCAGGAAAUGGUGGGCCUAGUCAAGCAACUUUGUCUAAUGUGGCACCAUGGCUAACCACAGUGGGUGCGGGAACUAUAGACCGUGAUUUCCCUGCCUAUAUCACCCUUGGAAAUGGAAAGAUGUACACAGGGGUGUCACUUUACAAUGGCAAACUCCCACCCAAUUCUCCACUGCCAAUUGUUUAUGCUGCAAAUGUAAGCGAUGAAUCCCAAAAUCUGUGCACCAGAGGUACUUUGAUUGCUGAAAAAGUAGCCGGAAAAAUCGUGAUAUGUGACCGAGGAGGGAAUGCUAGGGUGGAAAAGGGUUUGGUGGUGAAGAGUGCUGGAGGCAUUGGGAUGAUACUAUCAAACAAUGAAGACUAUGGGGAAGAGUUAGUUGCUGACUCCUAUCUCCUCCCUGCAGCAGCUUUGGGCCAGAAAUCAAGCAAUGAGUUAAAGAAGUAUGUUUUCUCAUCUCCCAAUCCCACAGCUAAGCUUGGAUUUGGUGGCACCCAAUUAGGGGUUCAACCAUCCCCAGUGGUGGCAGCUUUCAGCUCAAGAGGGCCAAAUGUGCUCACACCAAAAAUACUCAAACCAGACCUGAUUGCUCCAGGAGUCAACAUCCUAGCUGGGUGGACUGGUGCAGUUGGACCAACUGGCUUGACUGAAGACACCAGACAUGUGGAAUUCAACAUCAUUUCAGGCACUUCCAUGUCCUGCCCCCAUGUCACUGGCUUAGCUGCCCUUCUUAAGGGCACUCACCCAGAAUGGAGCCCUGCAGCUAUAAGGUCUGCCCUCAUGACCACAGCUUACAGAACCUACAAAAAUGGCCAAACCAUAAAAGAUGUCGCCACCGGGCUACCGGCUACGCCAUUUGAUUAUGGGGCCGGACACGUUGAUCCAGUGGCUGCGUUUGAUCCUGGUCUUGUGUAUGAUACUUCCGUGGAUGACUACUUGAGCUUCUUCUGUGCCUUAAACUACAGUUCCUAUCAAAUAAAGCUUGUUGCAAGAAGAGACUUCACCUGCAGCAAAAGGAACAAUUACAGAGUGGAAGAUCUCAAUUACCCAUCUUUUGCUGUUCCUUUCAACACAGCUUAUGGAGUAAAGGGUGGUUCUCGCAAACCAGCCACUGUCCAAUAUACAAGGACUUUAACAAACGUGGGUGCCCCGGCAACGUAUAAAGUUUCGGUGUCGCAGUCUCCCUCGGUGAAGAUUAUGGUUCAACCACAAACACUUAGUUUCGGGGGACUUAAUGAGAAGAAGAACUACACAGUUACGUUCACGUCUUCGUCAAAGCCUUCUGGAACAAACAGCUUUGCUUAUCUGGAAUGGUCGGAUGGGAAACAUAAGGUUACUAGUCCCAUUGCUUUCAGCUGGACUUAGACUCUGAUUUUUAAAAGCCCUAACUUUGAAUUACCUGUUGCAAGCAAACGUGCUCGUCUUCAUGAAUAAUUGUAUCUCUUUGUUUUUAUUCUGCUUUUGGUGCAGCAAAAGGGGCACUGAUGUUAUGUUUCUCUUUGCUGUACUCCUUUGAAAAUUAGUACAGAAUGAUUGUACAGAAAAGAAACAGGGUAAUGGUGUACCUGAAUAAAUGACAGUAAGCUCUUUCUUAUCCCACUA
Messenger RNA from Glycine soja, 2995 nucleotides. Its product is annotated as subtilisin-like protease SBT1.7. NCBI's taxonomy places the organism in Eukaryota, Viridiplantae, Streptophyta, Magnoliopsida, Fabales, Fabaceae. The record is from RefSeq and is a predicted model, not a curated record. The transcript has a single exon. Gene Ontology annotation, biological process: proteolysis. Bases 446 to 2758 code for a protein of 770 amino acids. Gene Ontology annotation, molecular function: serine-type endopeptidase activity.